AUGCCUACCCUUCUCAGUCUUCUUUCGGUAUCGCUGCCUGUGAUUCUGUCCGCUCUGAUAUAUCAGAUCGGCCUCCCAACUUUCAUCAGCGAGCACGUACCAUCCACGCUAUUUCCGAAUUUGUUCGUACCCACACACUGCUACAAGAACGUCAGGACACUAUCGUCGAAGCUUCCACAGGCAGAAUGCUUCACCAUCCAUGACGGCAAAUUCUCGAGCGUCUUUGUAGAUUAUGCAUCUGAUAAUACAGUCAAAGAAGCACGUACUGGCUACGUAUAUCCUGGUCUGUGGGAUGGACACGGUCACUUGAUACAGUUUGGAGAGUCUCUAGAUUCCGUGAGCCUCUUUGGUGCCGAAUCUAUGGACGAGGUGCAGAAAAGACUGGUAGAGUACAGGGCAGUCCGUCCGGAAAAAGGAUCUAGUGAACAAUGGCUGAGAGGUGUUGGUUGGGAUCAAGCUCAUUUCGAGGGAAAGUGGCCUACCGCAGCAGAUCUAGAGCUAGAUGACGACUUCAAAGAUCUUUAUAUCAUGCUGGAUCGGGUUGACGUACAUUGCAUUUGGGUAUCCGAGAAGGUACUCCAUCUCCUCCCCUCAUUCAAUGUACCUCCCGGAGGCGAUGUUCCAGCCAAGGGUGUCUUUUGCGACAAUGCCAUGGAUAUCGUCCUGGAGUAUUACCCGAAGCCUGACAAGGCGCGCAAAACCGAGUUCAUCAAAGCUGCGAUGUCUGAUUUGAACAAGUAUGGCAUUGUCGGAAUGCAUGACGCUGGCGUAGUACCGGGAGACUUGGAGCUCUAUGAAGAGCUGGCGGACCAUCCGGACUGGACUGUCAGAGUCAAUGCCAUGAUCGAAUGCGAUGUGCGUAACACGUUUUGUCCUGAAGCUGUGAAGAAGGUUUCGACGUCAAAUGGAAAAUUCCACGUGAGGAGCGUUAAACUUUUCGGAGACGGAGCUUUGGGUUCUUGGGGCUCAGCUAUGAUCGAGCCAUAUAGCGACUUGCCGGAGUCCUCCGGCUCGCUUCUUGUCAACGCAACUACACUGUCACGUGUGACGCAUGACUGGGCCGUCAACGCAGGAUAUCAAGUAAAUAUCCAUGCUAUAGGGGAUCUUGCUAAUAGGCUUGCGAUUGACGCGUUUGAGGCAGCCUUGAAAAGCUUGUGCCCCCACGCUGACCCCCGCGACUGUCAAGCUAAACAUCGUUUCCGUAUCGAACACGCCCAGAUUAUCCAUCCAGAUGACCAGCGUCGAAUCUUAGACCUCGGUAUUAUUGCGUCAAUACAACCCACGCACGCGACCUCUGAUAUGGGAUAUGCGGAGAGUAGACUUGGUCAACAACGAACAAAAGAUGAGGCUUACAGAAUGCGGUCAUUGUUACCGGUCCGUCCAGUACUUGGAAGUGACUUUCCAGUGGAGCCCGCGAGUAUCUUCGAAGGAAUGUAUGCAGCGAUCACACGGCGGAGUCCACAUACAGGCCUAGAUCCAAAUGGUGGCAAGACCGGCUGGUACCCUGAGGAAAGCCUCACUUUCGAGCAAGCUCUAGAGGGAUUCACAGUAAAUGCUGCGCACGGUGCGUUUCUAGAAGGCAAAGCUGGUGUCAUCGAGGCAGGGGCGUAUGCGGACUGGAUAGUGCUUGACGAACAGUUGGAAUCCUUGGACCCGGAGUCUUUGAGGAAGAUGACAGUGAGAGAGACGUGGGUGGGGGGCAAACGAGUCUAUUGA
Alternaria burnsii is the source of this 1716-nucleotide messenger RNA. Its product is annotated as amidohydrolase 3. The transcript is spliced from 5 exons. Gene Ontology annotation, molecular function: hydrolase activity, acting on carbon-nitrogen (but not peptide) bonds. The record is from RefSeq and is a predicted model, not a curated record. The coding region runs from base 1 to 1716 and encodes 571 amino acids. Lineage: Eukaryota; Fungi; Ascomycota; Dothideomycetes; Pleosporales; Pleosporaceae.